UUACCAACAUGGUCAUACUCAACUUCAAUGCGCUGGACAGCAGAGCAUACAAUCUUUACAACCAAGCUUUAGCUACAUCAGUUUACCUUCCUCGGCUGGUUUAUAAUAAUCCAGCAGUGCCACUGGGACAGACAGCCCCCAGGGGCCUAUUAUUCCAAAGGAACGCUAAGAUGAAUUUUAAAAUUGCUAAAUAUGAUGCCAGAGGAAAUUUUUUAGGCUGGCAAGAUGUAACAGGAGGGACAUUGCAGCUGUGCUCGGACACACAGAAGAAACUUGAUGCAGCUUAUCUCUUUGGGACGUCCUACAGCCAGUCUUGUUCAGUACAAAUUUUGGAGCUCCUCAAACAGUUUCCCGAGCCUGUGUUUUAUGAGCUGUUCCUCCAGUACAGUGAUAGUCAGGGCAACGAGUCUUUGUGGCCAGUUCCAGUCACGAGCAGCCCGGGCAGCUCUCAAGUUCAGCAGAGAUUCUUCUUGGUAGAUGGAUUGACAGGAAGACAGGAUAACCUGAACAGUCAACCUCAAUAUGUCACCUACACCAGCAAGCUAGUCCUGAGUGUGUAUCAGCCAGUUAGCAGCCCUGGUAAUGAGCCACCCUUCAAGCUGACAGUGCAGUACACCACAGUGGACAUCAACAGCCAAGCCCAGGUAGCAUUUGCUGUCACCUACAGUAUGAACCAGGACUCAACGAGAAUAAAUACUUUUAUUGCUCUGGCAGUACUGGGCGGUCUCUCCAUCUUCCUUGCUAUGCUGGACACCAGCAGUUGGAGGCACAGGGCGGGGCAGCAGUUUAUCAACUGCACAACCAUAAUCAAAUACUUAGCAUUUCUGACUGGCAAUGUUGCCAACACUUUGUUCUUUAUCACAAUUGGCACUGGUAUCUACUGGCUUGUUGCUUUUAAGGGCCAGCACACUACAGUUGAUGUGGCACUGCCCUCUCCUGGUGGGAGUCUUGAAACAGAUUUUAUCAUUUAUCUGUCUUUGGCGUUUGCAUUCAAGGCAUUGCAGCUCAUUCACAUGCUGAUCGUUCAGAUGACCAUCUCCAUCUUUCUGAUAGACUGGGAGAGACCAAAGAAUACUAGACAUCAUGCAGGAAGCAGUAGCAGCGCCCCCUCAGUCAGUGCCUGGAGAAGCUUCUUUGUGGCCAAUGAGUGGAAUGAGAUCCAGACGACAAGGAAACUGAACCCCCAACUGCAACUCUUUGCAGUGCUCCUAAUACUGGAGGUCAUUGGGGUCAUAAACAUUGCGGCGAGAGAUCUGAACUUGGCUGUGCAGCCGGGAGCUGAUAGUUACCAGGCUUCCUGGAGCCCUAUCCUCCGAUAUGGAAUAACUGCUUCUAUCUGGCUGGUAGUCGGCAUAGCUCAAAUCCUGUUUUUUGUCGUCAUCUAUGAACGGUUAGUAGAGGAUAAAAUCCGUCAGUUUGUGGACUUGUGCUCCAUGAGCAACGUGUCUGUGUUCAUUCUCCUGCACCAGUGCUAUGGAUUCUACAUCCAUGGUCGCUCGGUCCAUGGACAUGCAGACGUCAAUAUGGAAACCAUGCACACUAACCUGCAGAAAGAAAAGGAUAACCUGUGUGCUCUGCGGGGCCUGGAACCAAGCUCUGAAAUUCAAACCUUUGACUUCCUUCUCACACAAAAAGUCAGGAACCAGCUGGACAAGAUUCUGCUACCACUCUCUGAGACAACAAUGAAUGGCAGAGGUGGAUCCCAAGGCUUGCUGGAUCAAAAGAAAAAAAUCUAUUAUACCAUGAAUUGGUUUCUGUCUUCAUUCCUCGAACAUGUUCACGUAGACAUGGACUACAUAGUGAAGGACAAACUCUUCUUAGAGAAAAUUAUGAACUAUGAAUUCCAGCGGCCAUUUGAAAGGAGCAUGUUCUACAAUGAUCCAGAUGGCAUUGUCUUCAGCAAUGUUCUUUAUUAUGGGAAUGAGCUGGUUCUCCUGCUGUUUGACACACUGCUGUUCUGUAUUAUCGACCUUGGGACUCAGGACAUUGUGCUGGCUACCAUCCUUACAUAUCUUGUACAGCAGUUGCUGGAGAUGCUUCGGUAUUAUAUUGCAAGAAAUAAUCUCGCCAAAAAGACAUUGGUGGACCAAUGCUUUCUGAUCUAAAUGGUUUUUUUUUCGGAAGAUGAAUGUUUAUAAUAAAACAAACUUAUAUGUGUAUUUAUAUUGAAAUAUAUCUUUAAUGUGGUUGCAUUUUUCUAAUAAACAAUACAGUGAUUGUUAA
This is a messenger RNA of Polyodon spathula (Mississippi paddlefish), 2223 nucleotides long. RefSeq names its product meckelin-like. Lineage: Eukaryota; Metazoa; Chordata; Actinopteri; Acipenseriformes; Polyodontidae. The record is from RefSeq and is a predicted model, not a curated record. Gene Ontology annotation, biological process: cilium assembly. The transcript has 21 exons. Gene Ontology annotation, cellular component: MKS complex; ciliary transition zone. The coding region runs from base 9 to 2105 and encodes 698 amino acids.